GUCGCAGGCUGAUGUAUGGUUCGGAGUCCGGCAAGAAUCAUCAAAAAUUUUUAAAUCUCAUGUGGUAUUUGCUUUCGUGUAACUUUUUCAAUUUAUAAAUUUUGGAUUUCCAAAAAAUAUUGAAUGACACAUAGCGUAAAAUGGCGACGGAAAAGGAUUUAGUAAAUGGUAUUAAAUAAAUCUGUACGAGAAUCGUUAAAGGCCGAUGGAAAUCUUGAUCGGAUAAAAGCAGAAAUGUGUACAGAGGUGAUAAAAUUGCUCGAUUGUUCUAAUAAAGAAAACAAAUCAGAAACUGUCAAGCCUUCUCACGAUAUUGUUUUUCUCAAUGAACUCGUCAGAGAAUAUCUGGAUUGGAUGGGUUAUAAAUAUAGUUCUACUGUAUUUAUCACAGAAUGUGAUCUUCCCAAACAUUGCUUGGAUCGUAAGCUUCUUGCACAAGGCUUAGGGGUAAAGGACAGUGAAAAGAGUAAAAACUUACCGCUAUUAUGUGGUCUUGUACAAACAUUUACUAGCUUAAAAAAUACUUAAUUAUAAGAUCUACAUGAGCAUAUAUUAUUCAACAUUCAAAAUUGAUUGUGAUUUGAAUGCUAUUUAUUUCCUAUGUACGUUACAAAUUUCACAUACUUGGAUAUUUUUACACACGCAUGCGCGCGCUCACACACACACACACACACACACAACAUGCAAACUCAAAUGUAUGCAGAUUGUUAUAUUUAUUGCAAUAAAUAAUAGAAAACAAAGCAGAAA
Molecule: messenger RNA, 747 nt
Organism: Monomorium pharaonis (pharaoh ant)
Lineage: Eukaryota; Metazoa; Arthropoda; Insecta; Hymenoptera; Formicidae
Product: centrosomal protein 20
Exons: 3
Coding region: 166-528 (120 amino acids)
Biological process (GO): microtubule anchoring
Cellular component (GO): microtubule organizing center
Molecular function (GO): protein binding
Source: RefSeq, a predicted model, not a curated record